Clupea harengus (Atlantic herring) is the source of this 3436-nucleotide messenger RNA. RefSeq names its product A-kinase anchoring protein 17A (gene akap17a). Gene Ontology annotation, molecular function: RNA binding. NCBI's taxonomy places the organism in Eukaryota, Metazoa, Chordata, Actinopteri, Clupeiformes, Clupeidae. The record is from RefSeq and is a predicted model, not a curated record.
CAGCAAACGUAGCUUUUGUAGCUAUGCCAUAUUAGCUAUGCAGAGCUCUUGGUCAGCAUCUUCUUUUGUCUUAGUCAUGCACACUGAAAUUCAGCUUUGAUAGUUGUCAAGCAAAGGUGACCAAGAUGACCACCAUUGUCCAUGAUACCACAGAAGCUGAUAAAUUGUCCCCUGCACACAACCUAUACUUGAAGCCCAUUGCCAAGAUGACAAUCAACGUUGGCCUCCCUCAACUUAAGCUACCUGGCAAAUCUAUCUCCAACUGGGAGGUGAUGGAACGACUGAAAGCCAUGGGGCAUCCUGAUCAGUUUUCCUCCCUGCGAAUCUCCAAGAGCACCAUGGACUUCAUUCGCUUUGAGGGAGAGGUGGAAAACAGGGCUGUUGUCAAAUCUCUCCUCUCCAAACUGGAUGGCAAGAGCAUUAAGUUAAGUGGUUUCACAGACAUACUGAAAGUGCGUGCCCAGGAAAACAAGGUUGACUUCCCCACCCGCCAUGACUGGGACUCCUUCUUCAGGGAUGCCAAGGACAUGAACGAGACUGUGCCGGGAGAACGUCCAGACACCAUCCACCUGGAAGGGCUGCCGUGCAAGUGGUUUGCCCAGAAGGAUGAGUCGCCGGACAAGCCCUCUGAAUCUGUGCUCAAGGCUGUGUUUGAGGGCUUUGGCAAGAUCCGUAAUGUUGACAUCCCCAUGCUGGAUCCUUACAGGGAAGAGAUGGCUGACAAAAACUUCAACACGUUCACUUUUGGGGGACACCUGAAUUUCGACGCCUAUGUCCAGUUCCAGGAGUAUCAAGGUUUUGUGAAGGCCAUGGACACACUGAGAGGCAUGAAGUUGAUGUACAAAGGAGAAGAUGGAAAAGCUGUAGCUUGCAAUCUCAAGGUGGCCUUUGACACAAGCAAGCACCUGAGUGAUUCAGCGCUGAAGAGGAGACUUCAGGACCGGCAGAAGCUUCUGGAGCUGGAGAGGCAGCGAGAGGAGCAGAAACGCAAGGAGAAAGAGGAUGAGGAGAGACGCAAGGAGGACGAGAGGAAACAGCGUGAGCAGGAGGAGGAGGAGAAGGAGCGGAAGAAGGAGGAGAAGCUGCGCAAGCGGGAGCAGAAGCUGCGGGAGCGGGAGGAGAAGCGCACCCAGAAGAAGGCGAAGAAGCAGCAGGAGGAGGAGCAGAGGAAGCUGCAGCUGAAGAUCGUGACGGAGGAGCGCAAGCUGCUGCUGGCCCAGCGCAACCUGGAGUCCAUCCGCCUGAUCGCCGAGCUGCUGAGUCGGGUCAAGGUCAGAGCACGUGUGCCUAUGGGCCCCACACACCCGCCGCAGACCACCAGCACCGACCCGCCUGAACAUGCCCUGAGACACCAGCAGCUGGAGAAGGAGCGGGAGGAGCAGGCCCGCUUGCAGGAGGAGCAGGCGCUCCAGCAGAAGGCCGAGUUGGCCCAGCUCCAGCAGCUGGAGGAGCGGCGGCGGCAGCAGGAGGCCGAGCUCCGGCGCGUGGAGGGAGAGAAGACCCGCGCCCUGGAGCUGCAGCGCAAGGAGAGGGAGAUCCGGGACCGGCUCCUGGGGAACCUGCUGAAGAAGAGCACGGCCUCGGGCAGGCGGCAGGAGGAGGGGGGAGCGGAGGAGAACAGGAGCCUGGGGUUGGAGCUCAUCGUGGGAGACCCUGACCUGGGGGUCCAGCUGGACUGCCAGACUUAUCAGGCCAGGGCCAAGGUGAAUGGGGUUGGCCACGGGGCGAGGGGUGCGGGGGCAGGGGCAGGGAGGCAGCCGAGUGAAAGAGCGAGCCGGCAGAGUAAAGGGGAGCGAGGGGAUCCUGCCUUGGCUCAGAGGCUGAAGCACGACCAGGAGCCCUGUCCGGCACGCAGCGGAGGGAGAGGGGGAGAUGGCAGCAGGAGACGCAGCAGGAGCAGGAGCAGGAGGAGGCACAGCCCAGAGCGGAGCAAGGGCCAGAAGAGCCCCAGCAAAAGACGGAGCCCCGCUGGUAGGAGUGGUGGGAGCCGGAGGAGGCGCAGCAGCAGGAGUAGAAGUGAGAGCCGUCACCGGCGCAGCAAGAGCAGGAGUCGGGGCCACAGGGGCCGCAGGAGGAGCAGGAGCAGCAGUGGACGGAGCAGCAGGAGUAGAAGCAGGGGCCACAGCUACUCCGGUAGCAGGAGCAGGAGACACCAUAGCCGGGGGCGCAGCCUCAGCAGAAGCUCCUCCUCCAGCCGUGAGAGGCGGGACCACAGACAUCACAGCCGCAGCACGGACAGGACCCACUCGAGACGCCACUGAGGAAGACAACUGACACAGAUACCAUUUCAGAGCAGCAGAAAGUUAGGAUGGCUUGGUUGGAAGAACCUAGAUAAUGCGUAAAAUACAAAAACUUGACUUUUGAUUGUAUUAGAAAUGGUGGCAUAUUUGGUAAGUUACCACUGCGUGUGCACUACUAUGUUAGAAACUAUUCUGCUUUGAAGGCAGAGAAUUUAGCUGCUUAUCAGGAGAGGUCCCGCUCUUUCCCAAGCGCCGGGCCGGAGUUUCUGGAUGUCAUCAUAGUUGAAACAAAAUACUGAAAAUCACUUCACUUCAAGUGUCUCCCAUCAAAGUGAUGAAAGAUCAAAUCUGUAGUACCUGUGCUAAGUGGGAUGCAUUAUGGCCCUUUAAGUUUAUAAGUUCAUGUUGAGGACUUUAGAAGAGACAUCCAGUUUGGGUUCAUUUCAGCUGUGCAAUUUUGUUACAGAAAAACUAAUUUGCCUGUAGCCUUCAAGUAAGUGCUUAAGCCAUUUUUGCCAUUCAUCUACGUUUGAGAUGGAGUUGAAUCACUUUCCCUAAGGACAGAUUAGUAGUGCUCUUUGGACGUAAAUGAACAGUACGAGGGGAAAUCUUGUUUUGGGUGGCCUAUAAAGUAGAUAUAAAGUGACGCAACAACCCUGGUCCAGAUUAUUGCUGAAAUGUCAAUGCCAAAGAUGACGAAAAGAACAACGUUUUAGAUGAUGACGAUACACAGGAACAAAAAAAAAUGAGGCUUCAUUUGGUGUAGCGAGUGUUACGUUUCUGCAGGUAAUGGGUCAAAUGUUUCAAGCCCAUUCCGUAGUAGUUUUAUUUAUUUUUAUUUUGUUUUUAUAGACUUAAACUAGGUAGGUUUUCAUCGUCCAACUGAACUGCAUUGCUGUGCCUCCAUGAUGACUUCAGAGGUUUCCAUUCAACACAGGCCUGUGUAUGUGAAUGCAAUAGAUGCAUUGAAGGGGAGAUUUACUGUGACUAUGUUGACAGUUAAGCGGUGUCUUAACCAAUACAAAUAGAGCACAGGGUUUUAGUUGAAGUCCGUGAAAAAAAAGGAAGUCAGAACUGGUCAGCACCUUACCUUCCAAUACUGUUGCAUGUGCUAGCUGGUCCUUGAGAACAGCCAGUAUUUUAAUCACCAUUGGUUUGUCCCUUUUAAUAAUCCCCAAAUAAAUCCUUCAAAUGAC